GAAGACAUACACGCCGGAUGACUUCCGUCCUCUUCCUUCCUUUGAAGAGCAGAUGCGAGUGUUGCAAUGGCAAAGCUAAUUCUUCAGGUUGUAACAUAUUUGGUUUUAUUCUUCGCCAUCGAUGCUGUAUUUGAAGAUCAAGUUGGCAAAUUUGAUUGGAGACAACAAUAUGUUGGCAAAGUUCGAUUUGCUCAUUUUGAUGCUCACAUGCAGUCGUCAAAAAAGGUGAUUCUGGGGACAGAAAGCAACGUUUUUGCAGCCAUCAACACCCGAACUGGGGAGCUUUUCUGGAGACACGUGGAUAAGACUGGACUAGAGGGAAACAUUGAUUCUCUUCUGCACCAUGGACAAGAUGCCGUGAUGGUGGUGGGCAACGGGCGCCUUCUGCGCUCCUGGGACAUCAGCGUUGGUGGCUUGAACUGGGAGGUUGUGCUUGAACCUGGAAGUUUCCAAGCGGCGUGUUUCGUUGGACAACAGGACACCGUCAAAAAUGUGGCAGUGUUGAAGAAAAAUCUGAUCUCCCUGCACUACCUCUCCAAUGGUCAUCAAAAGUGGAUUGAAAAUCUUCCAGAUAGUGACACAGUGGAUUACCAGUUUUUAUAUUCUGGUGGCUCUGGGGAGGUGUAUGCUUUGGGAGUUGUGCCUCAUUCCCACGUAGCCGUUGUUGUGUACAGUGUGGAUGAUGGAGAGAUCAUCAGACAGAUGUCAGUGGAGGCACCUUGGCUGUCCAACAUUCAGAGCAGUUGUUCCUCCGUCAGCCAGGGGUUUCUGACGUGUGUUGACUCCACUACGGUGUCUCUGUACACUCUUAAUCUUCAGGCCGGAGGACAGAUGGUUCAGAUUCCCUUGCAGACACUGGGACUUGAGAUCGUUCCAGGUUUCAAACCAGUUCUGGUCUCCACACAACCGACUCCCGGGAGGCCGCCUCUGGCGGAGUUUUUGCUCCAGCUGGGUCCUGAUCAUCACCUGCUCCUUCAGCUUAACAGUGACCAGAUUGUGAUCCUGAGAGAUUUUAAACCAGCCAUGUUGUCAGCAUUUUCCACGACUGGAGAGAAGACAGUUGUUGCUGUCAUGUCCCCAAAGAUUAACAGUAAGUGCUGCAGCUUAUUGAGCUGCGUUUCUAUCUAUAACUCCCCUGACAUGCUGAAGCAUCAUUUCUGUGCAUUUAUUACUGCUUUGCUUCUGCAGGCUUCCACUGUUAACCUCUUCAAUGCUGAGACUGGACGCCGACUGUUGGACACAAGUUUGAUUUUUAGUUUGGAUCCCAAUGGAGGAAAGCCAGAGAAACUGUUUGUGCAGUCAUUCUUGAAGAAAGAUGAUUCUGUAGGCUACAGAGUUUUGGUGCAGACAGAGGACCACUCACUUACUUUUGUCCAACAGCCAGGGCGGUUGUUAUGGUCCAGAGAGGAGGCUCUGUCAGAUGUGGUGACCAUGGAAAUGGUGGAUCUGCCCCUCACUGGAACUCAAGCUGAGCUUGAGGGAGAGUUUGGCAAAAAAGCUGAUGGGCUGAUGUCCAUGGUGCUCAAGAGGCUCUCCUCUCAGCUCAUCCUGCUGCAGGCGUGGAUCUCCCAUCUGUGGAAGCUGUUCUACGACGCGCGUAAACCUCGCAGCCAAGUUAAGAAUGAAGUGACCAUUGAGAAUCUCUCGAGAGACGAGUUCAACUUGCAGAAAAUGAUGGUCAUGGUGACUGCCUCUGGAAAGCUGUUCGGGAUCGACAGCAAGACAGGAAGUAUUUUAUGGAAACACUACCUGAAUAAUAUCCCGAGCAAUGCAGCCUUCAAACUGAUGGUGCAGCGGACCACUGCUCACUUCCCUCACCCGCCUCAGUGCACCCUGCUCAUCAAAGACAAGGAUACCGGUCUGGCCACGCUCCAUGUGUUUAACCCCAUAUUUGGAAAGAGGAGUCACAUCACCCCCCCUGCUCUGCCUCAGCCAAUCCUCCAGUCACUGCUGCUGCCACUCAUGGACCAGGACUAUGCGAAGGUGCUGCUGCUGGUUGAUGACCAGUACAAGGUGUCAGCCUUCCCCUCCACAAAGAAUGUGUUGCAGCAACUUCAAGAAAUGGCUUCUUCGAUUUACUUUUAUCUGGUGGACUCCAGUCUGGGGCGACUUUCAGGCUACCGGCUACGAACAGACCUGUCGACUGAACUUAUUUGGGAGGUGGUCAUCCCCACCGAGGUGCAGAAGAUUGUCUCUGUGAAGGGGAAGCGGCCAAAUGAGCACGUGCAUUCGCAGGGCAGAGUGAUGGGAGACCGCAGUGUCCUUUAUAAGUACCUGAAUCCCAACCUGCUGGCAGUGGUGACUGAAAGCACCGACUCGCAUCAAGAGCGGAGUUUCGUCGGGAUCAUGCUGAUCGACGGCGUCACCGGCCGCAUUAUUCAUGAGGCCGUACAGAGGAAGGCCAAAGGGCCGGUUCACGUGGUGCACUCUGAGAACUGGGUGGUGUACGAGUACUGGAGCACCAAGUCACGCCGGAACGAGUUCUCAGUGAUCGAGCUGUAUGAGGGCAUGGAGCUGUACAACAGCACCGUGUUCAGCUCGCUGGAUCGGCCGCACGCUCCACAGGUGCUGCAGCAGUCGUACAUUUUCCCCUCCUCCAUUUCCACCAUGGAGGCCACUCUGACUGAGAAAGGCAUCACGAGUCGCCAUCUGCUCAUUGGCUUACCAUCUGGAGGAAUCUUGUCUCUGCCCAAAAUGUUCUUGGAUCCCCGGAGGCCUGAGAUCGUCUCUGAGCAGAGCAGGGAAGAGAACCUGAUCCCAUAUGCUCCAGAGCUGAUUAUCCGCACUGAGUGGUUCAUCAACUACAACCAGACUGUUUCCAGAGUGCGGGGGAUCUAUACUGCCCCCUCUGGAUUGGAGUCAACCUGCCUGGUGGUGGCCUACGGUCUCGACAUCUACCAGACCCGGGUCUAUCCAUCGAAGCAGUUCGACGUGCUGAAAGACGAUUAUGACUACAUGCUCAUCAGCAGCGUGCUCCUCGCCCUCUUCUUCGCCACCAUGAUCAGCAAGCGCCUGGCUGAAGUCAAACUGCUCAACCGGGCCUGGCGCUAAAACCCAAUCGUCGGAAUCCAAUCGCCCACAAGGCUGCACUGAAGACCUCGGCUCCGGCGGACUGAAGCCUGAGGUCACACCCAUGUGAGAGAGAGGUCGCAGUUCAACCAGGUCGAACUGUUGAAGGUGGACUGACUUUUGCGAGAGAUUUUAUCUGUUUUGUUUGUAACUUAUUUUGUCAAGCACAAGGAAUUAUUGCAAUUUUUUGUGCCUGUUUGAAUAAAUGAUUAACAUGACUAUUAAAGAAAAUCACUGGAAUGACUUGAAUUGACUUUUAAAUCUUAGACUGUAUGGAUUAGGUUCGGCCCGCCUGCUGAAGCUCUCAUUUUCUUAACAGACAGCAAGACACAGAUGAAUAAUUUGUGGAUCAUAUUUGAUUUAUUUGUGUCAGAUACCAACCAGAUUCUCAGUUCCUGUAAAUGUGAGGAGCUCUCACCACUCGAGCUGCAUUUUAACACGAUUAAAACCUGU
This is a messenger RNA of Synchiropus splendidus (mandarinfish), 3522 nucleotides long. RefSeq names its product ER membrane protein complex subunit 1 (gene emc1). Lineage: Eukaryota; Metazoa; Chordata; Actinopteri; Syngnathiformes; Callionymidae. The record is from RefSeq and is a predicted model, not a curated record. Gene Ontology annotation, biological process: protein folding in endoplasmic reticulum. Gene Ontology annotation, cellular component: EMC complex. Gene Ontology annotation, molecular function: protein binding.